Olea europaea var. sylvestris is the source of this 332-nucleotide messenger RNA. Its product is annotated as B3 domain-containing transcription factor VRN1-like. The record is from RefSeq and is a predicted model, not a curated record. The transcript has a single exon. Gene Ontology annotation, molecular function: DNA binding. NCBI's taxonomy places the organism in Eukaryota, Viridiplantae, Streptophyta, Magnoliopsida, Lamiales, Oleaceae. The annotation marks the transcript as partial.
AUGCUUCCUACAUCUUUCGUCAAUGACUGGAGACAACAACUUGGUGAUACAAUACAAAUAACUGCAUAUGAUGGCAUAAUUGUCACCAUCAAAUUAGAAAGAGUCAAUGGAAAAAUAUAUCUAGUCGAUGGAUGGGAACAAUUUUUCGACCAUCAUAAUUUUCAGGAUGGUUAUAUUCUAGUAUUCGAAUAUAACGGUAAUUCUACACUAAACAUGACUGUAUUUGACCAUUCUGGGGUUAUAUACGACUCUGAUGAAGAAAGCCAAGAAGGAAACACUUCAGAUAAUCCCAUAAUUGAAAUAAUACUAACACCUCGUCUUAACAGCCAUCG